CUAGCAUUCUCAUCUUCCUAUCUACAAUAAUUUUCUGUGCCCUAGACGCUCAUACCUACGCCUAAGCUCGACUAUUACACUCUUAGAUCUUUAACAGGCAGAAAUUGGACUCAACAUGGCGGGAACAGGUUCCAUGCUCUGCGUGAUUCUCAUCACCAUAUUCAUUCCUCCCCUCGGAGUCUUCCUCAUCUCCGGCUGCAGUGCCGACCUCCUCAUCAACAUCCUGCUCACUUGUCUUGGCUACUUCCCAGGCCACAUCCACGCCUUCUACCUUGAAUACGUCUACUACCAGAAUCGCAGAACCCCAAUGUACGGCACGUAUCAGCCUGCGCCGGGCGUGUACUCCGACCGCAUCAAGAAUGGUCCGAACCAGGAUAUGAAUUAUGGGACGGUCCCGCGGUACUAGCUGAUUGUGUGAUUUCUGUGGGGAUAUUGCGAAGGUGUGGAUGUGAUGGUGAGUGUAGUGUGGUGUCGUAUAUGGUAUAUGCUGAGGAGUGGAGCUGAGUUGAGUUGGGUUGAGUCGGAUUAUGUUGAUUAAUGUAUCAAGGCGUUGCGACUGAAUAGGAAAUGCAUCGGG
This is a messenger RNA of Aspergillus candidus, 577 nucleotides long. RefSeq names its product YqaE/Pmp3 family membrane protein. The record is from RefSeq and is a predicted model, not a curated record. Lineage: Eukaryota; Fungi; Ascomycota; Eurotiomycetes; Eurotiales; Aspergillaceae. Gene Ontology annotation, cellular component: membrane. The transcript has 3 exons. The coding region runs from base 116 to 406 and encodes 96 amino acids.